Molecule: messenger RNA, 1017 nt
Organism: Staurois parvus
Lineage: Eukaryota; Metazoa; Chordata; Amphibia; Anura; Ranidae
Source: the annotation of a GenBank genome assembly
UUUUUGUCUUUCCAGACCCCAGCAGCAAUGUUACUUAUGCCAAUGUGAUAAUGCCAACUGUGUUUGGAAUCAUUUGUUUGUUGGGGAUAAUUGGCAACAGCGUCGUCAUCUACACAGUCUUCAAAAAGUCCAAGUUUCGGUGUACCAGCAGUGUUCCUGAUAUUUUUAUUAUUAAUCUGUCAGUGGUAGACCUACUUUUUCUUCUUGGAAUGCCCUUCCUAAUCCACCAGCUACUUGGUAAUGGAGUGUGGCACUUUGGUGAAACCAUGUGCACUCUUAUUACAGCGCUGGAUACCAACAGCCAAUUUACUAGCACUUACAUACUCACUGCCAUGUCUAUUGAUCGCUACCUUGCAACAGUUUAUCCUUUCACAUCAGCAAAGUAUCGUAAGCCUCCUAUAGCCAUUAUGGUCAUCUGUAUCCUUUGGGUAUUGUCUCUCUUAAGCAUCACACCAGUAUGGAUGUAUGCCAGACUUAUUUCACUUCCUGGGGGAGUGUUGGGAUGUGGAAUCACACUCCCCAAUCCAGAAAGUGAUAUUUUAUUGGUAUACCUUGUAUCAAUUCUUUCUUGCCUUUGCCAUACCUUUUGCAGUCAUCUCUUUAGCAUAUCGGAGAAUUCUGCUAAAGAUGGCAUCGUCUGAAGCCCUCACAGCCCAAAGGAGCUCCAGGAUACGUACAAAGAAAGUGACUAGGACUGCUAUAGCAAUUUGUUUGGUGUUUUUCAUUUGUUGGGCUCCAUUUUAUGUACUUCAGAUAAUCCAGUUGGUUAUGGACCAACCUACAUUAGCCUUCCACUAUGCUUACUGCGUGGCAAUCAGUAUGGGCUAUGCAAACAGUUGCAUCAACCCUUUCAUCUACAUUAUUUUAUGUGAAACAUUUAGGCGUAGGUUCAUUGUCUCUGUUCGGCCAGUAGAGGAUCACCCACAAGGCAGGAUCAGGAUGAAAUUUGGCACCGAUCCCCCUUCAGGAAGUGGACAGCCAUUACUUCACCUUGUCCCUGUAUCCUCAGGCAGCUAA